Molecule: messenger RNA, 1425 nt
Organism: Alternaria burnsii
Lineage: Eukaryota; Fungi; Ascomycota; Dothideomycetes; Pleosporales; Pleosporaceae
Product: glycoside hydrolase family 76 protein
Exons: 4
Coding region: 1-1425 (474 amino acids)
Biological process (GO): fungal-type cell wall biogenesis; carbohydrate catabolic process
Molecular function (GO): mannan endo-1,6-alpha-mannosidase activity
Source: RefSeq, a predicted model, not a curated record
AUGAGGUUAUUCAGCCCUGCGCGAGCGCUAGCGGCGCUCUCUCUGUUGUCAACGGAUGUCGUGCGACCCUUCACCCAGGCCAUUGUCCUCGAUCCCAAUUCCGAGGCUUCCAUCAAGGAUGUUUCUAGUCAGGUCGCCAAACAGCUCGUUGCGCAGUAUGCGACUAUCGACGACAAAGGCAUACACGUACUGGGAGGUUACCCCGGUAUCCUCUACCCACCCUACUACUGGUGGCAGGCGGGUGCUAUGUUCGGCACGCUGCUCGACUACUGGCACUACACCGGCGACGACCAGUACAACGAGAUGGUUCGCGAGGGGUUGAUACACCAGUUCGGAGAGCAUCUCGACCUGAUGCCUUCGAACCAGUCCAAGAACGAAGGCAAUGACGACCAAGUCUUCUGGGCCUUCUCCAUGAUCGCCGCCGCCGAGUACAAGCUCAAGGACCCUCCCUCCGACCAGCCCGGUUGGCUCGCCAUGACACAGUCUGUCUUCAAUCAGUUCGUAGGCCGCUACCAGAAGGAGGUUUCGGAUGGCACUUGCGGCGGUGGCAUGCGCUGGCAGAUCUAUCCGUGGCUUAAUGGGUGGACGUAUAAAAACACUGCUUCCAACGGAGGACUUUUCCAUCUCGGCGCUCGAUUGGCAAUGUACACAAAGAACGAUACGUAUGCGAGGUGGGCGGAGAAGGCGUUCGAUUGGAUGGCGCAGAGUCCUAUAUUGCCUGGAGAUGGGCAGGUGUACGAUGGAACGAGCAUUACGACGAAUCCUCCAUGCCACGACGCUGACCAAACGCCUUGGACCUACAACUACGGUAUCAUGAUUGCUGGAGCCGCAUAUAUGUACAACUACACCAACGGCGCCGAAAAAUGGCGCACAGAACUCACCAAAUUCAUCAACAAAGUCGCCAUCUUCUUCCCUGAAGAAAAAGGCGGUGUCAUGGUCGAAGUUUGCGAAGCGAACCAAGUCUGCGACGCAGAUCAAGAAUCCUUCAAAGCCUACCUCGCCCGCUGGCUCGGCAUCACCAUGCAAAUGGCCCCUGAAUUCACGCCCCAGAUCCUGCCCAAGUUGCAGAAAUCCGCCGUUGCCGCUGCCCAAACGUGUGAGGGACCGUCCCAACACAACGGCGGACCCCAUCAGUGCGGUAUGAAAUGGUAUGCCACCGGUUUCGAUGGCAUUGGUGGCGUGGGCCCGCAAAUGACGGCGCUCAAUGUCAUCUCAGUGCUGAAUGCCCAGCGGGUGCCGCCGCCGUAUAGUAGUGAUACGGGCGGUACUAGUGAGGGCAAUCCUGGCCUGGGUAGUGGCAACGAUGAUGAUCGUCUGCCCAAGUUCCAGAGCGAAAUCACUACGGCGGAUAAGGCUGGGGCGGCGAUAUUGACGAUUUUGAUGUUUGUCUUGUUUGCGGGAGGUGCUGUGUGGAUUUUGAUGUAA